GACACUAGGCGAUUUAUGUGUCUUUACUUUACUCGUUCGGUCCUCUCCCUAUAUAAGGAAGGCCCCUGUGGGAGGAAAAGCAUUCGUUGCACACUGUUUCGCACUGUACGCAUCCUGACUACGAUCAUGAAGACUUUGUUCAUCCUCGCUGUGUGCUUCGUCCUGGCUCAGGCUCUGACCGACGAGCAGAAAGAGAAGCUCAAGAAGCAUAGGGCUGAGUGCCUGACCGAGAGCAAGGCCGAGGAGAACUUGGUCAACAAGCUGAAGAGUGGCGACUUCAAGACCGAUAAUGAGGACCUCAAGAAAUACGCACACUGCAUGUUGGUAAAAUCCGAACUCAUGACCAAGGAUGGCAAAUUCAAGAAAGACGUUGCUAUGGCUAAAGUACCUAACGCUGCUGACAAGCCCCAGGUGGAGAAGCUGAUUGACACCUGCCUUGCCAACAAGGGCAACACUCCUCAGCAGACCGCCUGGAACUAUGUCAAAUGCUACCACGAGAAGGACCCGAAACACGCCAUCUUCCUGUAAACGCGAAGAAUGGAUUUAGCCGCUAAAUUUGCGCUGCACUAAGAAGAAAACGUCAUAAUUCUAUAAGCUAAUGGAACAUAAUGGGACACAACAUAAAUGCUAUGUAUUUAGAGUAGUAUUACUUUUCAAAAUAUAACUAUAUUCCA
Hyposmocoma kahamanoa is the source of this 674-nucleotide messenger RNA. RefSeq names its product B2 protein-like. Lineage: Eukaryota; Metazoa; Arthropoda; Insecta; Lepidoptera; Cosmopterigidae. Gene Ontology annotation, molecular function: odorant binding. Bases 16 to 528 code for a protein of 170 amino acids. Gene Ontology annotation, biological process: sensory perception of smell. The transcript has 5 exons. The record is from RefSeq and is a predicted model, not a curated record.